Penicillium cataractarum is the source of this 861-nucleotide messenger RNA. RefSeq lists its product as uncharacterized. The transcript has 3 exons. Gene Ontology annotation, cellular component: kinetochore. Bases 1 to 861 code for a protein of 286 amino acids. NCBI's taxonomy places the organism in Eukaryota, Fungi, Ascomycota, Eurotiomycetes, Eurotiales, Aspergillaceae. Gene Ontology annotation, biological process: protein localization to kinetochore; attachment of mitotic spindle microtubules to kinetochore; kinetochore assembly. The record is from RefSeq and is a predicted model, not a curated record.
AUGACCGACACGACCGACCCAUAUGCUGUGCUCCAGCAACUCGAGCAAGAUCAGGGCGACCUGAAGCAGAAGCUCGCGAUCAUUCGAAUCAGCGAGCCCAUUUCUGAUGUCGGCGGUUCCAAUCCCACUCCCUCGAAGCGUGGCUCCGAUGUCUCUAUAUCCAAUUUGAACGAUCCAACGCCCGCAUCCCUUGAGGCCGAUCUCACCCACUACAAGGAACUCUUCUCCAAACUCCGAUUCUCCUACCUCGAGCAAGUGACCAAAGAAAAAUUCCUCCGCGCAAUCGUGGGAGACCCACCCCUCGUGGUCGGACACAAUGAGAAUGUCGAAUUGGAGACCCAGCUUGCAGAGGUAAAGGCCGAGCUCAAGUCACGAAAGGAGGAAGCCCGCCUCAUGAUCGAGGAAAUGGAGACAAUGGGUCGAGAAUUGGCGCGCCGCUACAAGAAUGUCGACGUCCAAAUGACACAGCUCUCGACUCUCCCCGACUCAAUCGAGAACCUCGAGUCCACUAUCGCGGGCCUGCGCGCGAAACAGGUCGCCAGUAUGACCUCCUCGGACCCUCGAUCCUCCCAGAACCUACCACUACCUGCCACUAUGGCGCUGCUCUCGGAACGGGAGGCUGAAUUGGCCGCGCUGAACCGUCAAAUCCUUGCUGUGCAGAACACGCUGCCUCGCAAAACUCGGGAAGCCGAAGCUAUCGAGCGGGAGUGCUCUGUGCUUGAGCGACGGAAGGUCGAGGCGACCACACAGGCGCGAGAGGCCCAGCGCAAAAAGCAGCAGGGUGAGAGUGACGGGCUCGAGGAAAUGGGUCGCUGGUACAGAGGUGCGGAAGAAACAUUGAAAGAGAUGGUUGGUGUUUAG